Molecule: messenger RNA, 327 nt
Organism: Penicillium verhagenii
Lineage: Eukaryota; Fungi; Ascomycota; Eurotiomycetes; Eurotiales; Aspergillaceae
Exons: 2
Coding region: 1-327 (108 amino acids)
Source: RefSeq, a predicted model, not a curated record
AUGGGUUGGCCGCACUAUCGGGACUAUCUGGGAGAUUGUGACAAGCGCCCUAUAGUCGCACCCAUCCCGGAGUCGUCGGAGACCAAGCACCUUCGCUUGGUACUGCUCGUCCAUGUUGGUUCAGGGCGUUCAUGGGAUGAGAAGCGGGUCGUUGGAGCAAUUCGAGCGUUUGCACCGUGUGCCGUCGAGUUGUUCCGCGCUUGGCAAGUACUUCUCACAAAAUCUAAAUGGAGUUCACUCACAAUUUAUUAUCCUCGACCUUACACCUCUCAGCCCGUAUAUAAUGCGCCACAAAAGCUCUUUGUCCGUGGCGGAAUGGGUUUGUAG